AGAAAAACUCAACGUCAGGCAUACUACAUAGGAUUCAUCCAAGGAAGAAGAAAAAGAAGAAUUGUGUUCUUACUCGCAAAAUUCAAAUCGCAAUGGCAAUGGGAGCAGGAUUUCCCGUCUGUAUACAGUGCGGCACGCACGACAAUCCUUGCAGGUGCAAGGUGGUGGGUCCCACUCUGGGAUUCGCUGCAUUCUUGGUGGCUGCUGUGGUGGAAUGGCCCGUGGGUGCUCUCAUUUUCUGCUUCCGCCAUCCCAAGGGAAGAAGGAUUAUGGCCCAUCCUGCUACUGUUGUUUUCCGCUCUGUAUCCAGUGCCAUUCCAUUCUGAUCACCUAGUCUCCUUUGUCUUCUGUCAAUAAAUCCAGACUAGGUUUGAUAUUGCUGUGUAAUGUGACUGCAAAUAAACUUUUAAUGUGAUUAUUUUUGAAAUCUUAUCGGUUUGUAGCUGUUCAAUCUCAACAAUGCGUUUAUUUUGUUGGUUUUUUGCCCUUUUUUUCGUAGUAGGGUUUGUUUUACUGGUUGAAGCCUCCACUUUUAGGUUUUAAGUAGCUGUCGGUCUGCCGGCAGUGAAUGAUAUCUAAUUUGAUGCUGGUGUGACUUGUCAUGAGGUAUAUUUAAACAAAUUUCCCUUUUCUACGAUGAGUGGGCCUGGUAUUUUGACACAGUUAAUCAAUACUUAGGGUUUCUGCUUAUUUCAUCAUGACGCCAUCAAACCGGUGACUCAUAUGUACGGAAUCUUGUGACUCAGAUAUGAGAAGAUAGAGAGGAACUCGUGGCAAUGUGUUAACCCCAACAUAUGGACAGCACUUAGGGUUUCGUUUCUAAAUGCUUGAAAAUAUCUUUAAAGCUGAAACGAAAAUAUCUGUAAAGCUCUUUCCGUAUAUGUUUUUUCCUACCUCUGGCGGUUUGACCGAUGGCUAUUUAAUUAGAUCUUGGACUGUCUAGUAGUGUGCGACGAAAACCAGAAGAAAAUUUUGGUGCGAGGGAAUCUUCAGUCAGGAAAACGAAGGCAUGUUCUGUAUAGAGUGUGGUACGCAUGACAAUCCAUGCCGAUGCAAGGUUGUCGGUCCAACGCUGGGCUUUUUGCUUCUUCUAAUUACGGCGCUCGUAUUAUGGCCUGUUGGUGCGAUCGUCUUUAUCUUCAACAAGGCCAAGGGCCGGAAGAUUAUGUCUAAACCUGUGAAUCAUAUCUAUCCCGCUGUUUCCCACGCUAUUCCGAUCUGAUCCUCUGUUUUAGAGAGGGAUCUAAAGAAAUUCCAUGUAUUGAAAUGCAGAGUUGUUUGCUGUGUGAACUCACCCAUUUUUAGGGCUUUUUUAGGUUUCUGGAUCUCGCCUCGUUUAUUGUUAAUCAUGUGUGUACUUUGUUUCUGCAUCUUAUAAUAAAAAAUUCCGGGUAGAUCUCAUGAUUUAUGAGCUCCUCCCGGAGCAUUUUACUGAAA
Cryptomeria japonica (Japanese cedar) is the source of this 1437-nucleotide messenger RNA. RefSeq lists its product as uncharacterized. Lineage: Eukaryota; Viridiplantae; Streptophyta; Pinopsida; Cupressales; Cupressaceae. The coding region runs from base 93 to 326 and encodes 77 amino acids. The record is from RefSeq and is a predicted model, not a curated record. The transcript has a single exon.